Lecanosticta acicola is the source of this 1009-nucleotide messenger RNA. The record is from the annotation of a GenBank genome assembly. NCBI's taxonomy places the organism in Eukaryota, Fungi, Ascomycota, Dothideomycetes, Mycosphaerellales, Mycosphaerellaceae.
AUGUCUCGACCAGAAUACCUCCGCACCGCCUCCUCCACCAACCUAGGCGCCAAUGGCUCCCGCGUCCUCGAGGGCAAACUGGCCAUCAUCACCGGUUCCUCCCGCGGCAUUGGAGCGGCCAUCUGCGAGAAUCUCGCCAGCAAGGGCAGCAAUCUCAUCAUGAACUAUACCUCCGACACAUCGCAGGACAAGACGGAAAAGCUCGCAAACGACCUCCAGGGCAAGUAUGGCGUCUCCUGUCUUCCCGUGCAGGCAGACAUGGGAACCGAAACCGGCCCCCGCUUCCUCGUCGACAUGGCGCGAUCCCACUUCUCGCACCCGAAAACCGGCCAACUGCGCGUCGACAUCGUCAUCAACAACGCGGGCGUGGCCUCGAAGAACCGCCUGGAAGAGUGCACGGCGGCAGAAUUCGCGCGCCUGUACCACGUCAACGUCCGGGGUCCCCUGAUGCUCCUGCAGGCCGUGCUGCCCCACCUGCCCCACGACCGCAGCGGGCGCGUCGUCAAUCUCAGCUCCGUCAGCUCCAGUCUGGGCUUCGAGGGCGACGGCAUGUACGGCGGCAGCAAGGCGGCGCUGGAGGCCAUGACGCGCAGCUGGGCGCGGGAGCUGGCCGAGCGCGCGACGGUGAAUGCGGUCAACCCGGGCCCCGUGGCGACGGAUAUGUACGCGGGGACGUCGGAUGCGUUCCAGGCCAAGAUGGCGGGUUGGACGCGGAAUACGCCUCUGGCUGCGAUUCGGCCGGAGGUGGAUCGGGGGGAUUUGGUGGCGAAGGCGGAGAAUGCGGGUGGGAGGCCGGUGAGUUUGCUGUUUCCCCCCUUUUCCCCCCUUUUUCCCUUUUGUGGUGGUAUCGUGUUGUGAUGGAUUUUGCUGAUGAUUCGGUCUUGUUUGAACUUUUUAGGCUUAUGAUUAUGAGGUUGCGGGUGUGGUCGCGAUGCUCUGUACUCCUGAUGCUGCAUGGUGCACUGGUUCCGUCGUCUGUGCGAAUGGAGGGUUCAAGUUCAGUUAUUAG